Molecule: messenger RNA, 4413 nt
Organism: Heterotrigona itama
Lineage: Eukaryota; Metazoa; Arthropoda; Insecta; Hymenoptera; Apidae
Source: the annotation of a GenBank genome assembly
GGCCGGCUAGUACCUGGCGGGAUCGCCAGUCCCCCGGGAUCUGGCGGCUCGACCGGAAACACCGGGAACUCGAACUCGGCGGCCGCGAGACGCGGCAAUCGCAGACUCACGCGCAAUGAGAGCCGCUAUCAUUCCGAGGUGCGCCAGGAGGCAGUGCAGCAAGCUUUGGCAGCGAUGCAAGGUCGUCCGAAGCCGUCGUUGCCAAUGCCGUCGAAGAGAACCUCCGUGAUGGCCAGGAGUCCCGACCGGGAACGUCGCGACAGCGGUGAAUCAAGCAGCGACGAGGACAGCGUCGUCACCGAGGAGAGUCCCGGUGCUGGUGGUCCAACGGGCACAGGGCUGUCGGAUACCAGCAGCACCGGUUCCGCCCGAGACACGCCCCCGCCACCGAGACCACCGGCCAGGAGACCUCCUGGUGCGGACAUCACCGACAUCGCGGAGUACACGCCUCACGCGUACUGCAACAUCCAGCCGCCGGACGUGACGCACACCAGCAACACACCGGCCGCGCAGCAGUCGACCAGGCGACCGGGCGCCGAUCGUGUCAAUCGUUACCACGUCGUCGAGGAUCAGAACAACACGGGGACCACUGGCCGCUGGAAGGUGUCCGCCAAGAUACAACAGUUGCUCAACACGUUGAAACGGCCGAAACGUCGGCCGUUGCCGGAGUUCUACGAGGACGAUGACAUCGAGCUCGAGAUCGCUGCCAAUCCCAAAGACCCGAACGCCCCGAAACCGGAGGGCGGUUCUAUGACCUCCGCGGUCGGUGAACCGCUAUCGGUCGCCGCGGGCUUGCCCAGGUCGCUCGAGGCCGCCAUACAGAGCCGUUCGCACAAGAUAGCGUACACGCUGCUGAACAAGGCGCUGAGCCGCGGCGGGGAUUGCUGCCUGAAGCCCGGCGACCGGAUCGCCCUGGUCUAUCCGAACAACGACCCGAUAAGCUUCAUGUGCGCCUUCUACGGUUGUCUUCAAGCUGGUAUCGUACCUGUACCGAUCGAAGUCCCCCUGACCCGUCGGGACGCAGGCUCCCAGCAAAUCGGCUUUCUCCUGGGUAGCUGUGGAAUUCAGGUGGCGUUGACCAGCGAAGCUUGCCUGAAGGGUCUGCCAAAGACGGCGGCCGGCGAGGUGGUGGCGUUCAAAGGUUGGCCAAAGCUUCAUUGGUUCGUCACGGAACACUUGGGCAAAACGCCGAAGGAUUGGCUACCACCGCCGCGACUCACCGACGACACUCCGGCGUACAUCGAGUACACCACCGACAAGGAUGGCUCGGUGAUGGGCGUGACGGUGACAAGAUCGGCGAUGCUGGCACAUUGUCGAGCUCUGACGCAAGCCUGCGGCUACACGGAGGGGGAGAACGCCGUGUGCGUUUUGGACUUCAAACGGGAGGUCGGCCUCUGGCACAGCACCCUCACCAGCGUACUCAACGGGAUGCACGUGAUUUUCAUUCCGUACGCCCUGAUGAAAGUGAAUCCCGCCAGUUGGAUGCAGAUGAUCACGAAGCACCGUGCCAGCGUGGCGGUGGUGAAGUCGCGAGACCUUCAUUGGGGCCUCCUGGCCACCAAGGAUCACAAGGACAUCUCCUUGUCGUCGCUGAGGCUGUUGUUGGUCGCAGACGGUGCCAAUCCCUGGUCUCUCUCUUCCUGCGACCAGUUCCUCUCCGUAUUUCAGUCGAAGGGUCUGCGACCGGACGCCGUGUGCCCGUGCGCGUCCUCCAGCGAAGCCCUCACCGUGUCGGUCAGAAGACCAGGCCGUGCCGGAGUGAACGCCACUGGACGAGGCGUGCUCUCCAUGUCCGGGCUGAGUUACGGCGUCGUCAGAGUCGAUCAAGAGAACUCUCUCACCUCUUUGACGCUUCAAGAUUGCGGUCAAGUCAUGCCAGGAAGUAUCGUGGUUGUGAUCAAGAUGGAGGGUCAGCCGUUCAUCUGCAAGACCGACGAAGUAGGCGAGAUCUGCGUGCACAGCUCGGCGACUGGGAAUCAAUACUGGGGGCUGCAAGGGCUGACGAACAACACGUUCAAAGUCUCUCCGCUUCAAGCCGACGCGAGUCCGCUCGGCGACGUAGAGUACACCCGUUCUGGUUUGUUGGGUUUCUUGGGCCCUGGCGGUCUCGUGUUCGUUUGCGGCUCGCGCGACGGCCUCAUGACCGUCACCGGGAGGAAACACAACGCCGACGAUAUCAUCGCCACGGUGCUAGCCGUCGAGCCAAUGAAGUUCAUUUACCGCGGCAGAAUAGCCGUUUUCAGCGUGCGCGUCCUCAGGGACGAGCGAAUAUGCGUCGUCGCGGAGCAACGACCCGACUGCAGCGAAGAGGAGAACUUCAAGCUCGACGAAUUCUCUAAUCUGUGCGUACGUUCAUCCUGCCAGAGUUUUCAAUGGAUGUCCCGGGUUCUUCAAGCGGUCGAUUCCAUUCACGCCGUUGGCAUAUACUGUCUGGCGUUGGUCCCGCCAAAUUAUCUUCCGAAAACGCCGCUGGGCGGUAUUCACCUGUCGGAAACGAAACGACGUUUCCUAGAGGGUACUCUUCACCCGGCUAACGUUCUCCUUUGUCCACACACUUGCGUUACCAACCUACCGAAACCACGCGAGGUCCAUUCAGACGUUGGUCCGGCCAGUGUCAUGGUGGGCAACAUUGUUCAGGGUAAUAGACUAGCUUCGGCUCAAGGACGAGACAUGGGUGUUCUAGACGAGGACAGUGACAAUGCUAAAAAGUAUCAGUUCAUCUCGGAGAUACUUCGAUGGCGUGCUGUCAGUACCUCCGACCACGUGAUAUUCACGUCGUUGAACGCGAAGGGAGCGGUGGCGACGUCGUUGUCGUGUUCUCAGUUGCACAAGAAAGCCGAACGGAUCGGGAAUCUGUUGCUAGAUCGUGGAAGGAUCAAUACCGGGGACCACGUUGCGUUGAUAUUCCCUCCGGGUACCGACUUGAUAUGCGCGUUUUACGGUUGCCUGUACGUUGGCGCCGUGCCAGUCACGAUUAGGCCGCCUCACCCGCAAAAUCUUCAAACCACCCUGCCAACCGUUCGCAUGAUCGUGGACGUUAGUAAGUCUGUGCUCGUGCUCACGAAUCAAAAUAUCCUGAAACUGUUGAAGACAAAGGAGGCGAAUAACGUCGUCGACAUUAAGAGUUGGCCGACGAUUCUCGAUAUGGACGACAUGCCAAAGAAGAAGCUACCUGUUAUGUAUCGAGCACCCACGGCGGAGAUGCUGGCUUACUUGGACUUCAGCGUCUCGACAACGGGAAUGCUCGCAGGAAUUAAGAUGUCUCACGCAGCGGUGACAUCUCUCUGUCGUGCCAUGAAACUUGCCUGCGAAUUGUAUCCGUCUAGGCACAUCGCUCUGUGUUUGGAUCCCUACUCUGGAUUAGGAUUUGCCCUUUGGUGUCUCAGCAGUAUAUACAGCGGUCAUCAUUCCAUACUUAUACCACCGUCGGAGGUGGAAGCAAAUCCAGCGUUGUGGCUAUCGGCAGUCAGCCAGUCCAGAGUGAGAGACACGUUUUGCUCUUACGGUGUGAUGGAACUGUGCACAAAGGGUCUUGGUUCUUCCGUUCACGCCCUGAAAGCGAGAGGCGUCAGUUUAGCCUGCGUUCGAACGUGCGUCGUCGUCGCCGAGGAAAGACCGCGAAUCGCACUUACCACGAGCUUCAGCAAACUCUUUUCCGCCCUGGGUCUCAGCCCUCGCGCCGUCUCCACCUCUUUCGGAUGCAGAGUGAACACAGCCAUUUGCUUGCAGGGUGCAUCGAGUCCAGAACCUUCCACUGUGUACGUUGAUCUCCGCGCGCUGCGCAACGACCGAGUAUCGCUGGUAGAAAGAGGCAGUCCACACUCCUUAUGCCUGAUGGAGUCGGGCAAAUUAUUGCCAGGAGUGAAGGUGAUCAUCGCCAAUCCAGAAACGAAAGGACAGUGCGGAGAUUCUCAUUUGGGCGAGAUUUGGGUGCAAUCCGCGCACAAUGCCAGCGGUUAUUUCACGAUAUACGGCGACGAGAGCGACUACGCGGACCAUUUUAACGCGCGCCUCGUGACAGGGAGCACGAACGAGGUUUACGCCAGGACUGGUUAUCUCGGUUUCCUAAGACGUACCGAGAGCGUACAGCAAUCGGUUAUCAGUGACAUUCCCGGUGACACUUCCGCCGAAGCGGAUCUCGUUCCUGGCGACUCUGAAUUACACGACGCUCGCCGUAUUCACGUGGACCAACUUGCUGGUAGUGGUGGUGGAACUCGACGGAAGCGAGAGCGAGGCUUUAGAUCUCGUGGCAUUGGUUACCAGCGCUGUUCUGGAAGAGCAUCAUCUGGUGGUCGGUGUAGUGGUCGUAGUGGAUCCCGGGGUAGUUCCAAUAAAUUCGCGUGGCGAGAAGCAACGAAUGCACUUGCGCGAUGGUUUCCUAGCGGACCAACUCGAUCCGAUUUAUGUGGCGUA